AUGUCAUCGAUUAUAUCUUCGGUUGUGUUUGUUAAAAGUGUUAGUGGAGAAAAAGUUCAUACAGGCAUAGCAUAUAGUAGAAUAGAUCAUGAUGAAUUUAUCAAAAUUAAUUUUAAAGCGUUCAGAUACAAUAAUGAAAUCAUGAUCCAAGAAAUAAAAGAAAAUUCGAUCAUGUUAAUGAUUGGACGUUUUUUAAAUUUUGAAUCCGAAUUAUUUGUAACUGUAAUUCAAGCAACAACCUUGGACCUAAAAACCUUAGAAGAGGAACCCGAUAUGCAUGAUUUACCGAUAGCACCAUUAUUUGGUUCUUUCACUUCUCCAUGUAAAAUGGCGGCAAAGCAAAAAGAUGAACAAGGUCAAAGUUACUUUAUAUUGGAAAGAAAUGUCUAUAAUUCUUUCACCACAGCAAUGAAUAAACUCAUGAUUCCUUGCACAUAUGCAACGUCGAAUGGUAGAGAACUAUUCAUUGGAACGAGUCUUAUACAAAUUAUAUGUUCCGAGAUCGAAUGGUCUUUUCCCAAUGCUGUGGUACAAAAAUCUGAAAAAAGCAAAACCCAAAAAGGGAAAAUUUGUUAA
This is a messenger RNA of Funneliformis geosporum, 576 nucleotides long. The record is from the annotation of a GenBank genome assembly. NCBI's taxonomy places the organism in Eukaryota, Fungi, Glomeromycota, Glomeromycetes, Glomerales, Glomeraceae.